Molecule: messenger RNA, 1638 nt
Organism: Adineta ricciae
Lineage: Eukaryota; Metazoa; Rotifera; Eurotatoria; Adinetida; Adinetidae
Source: the annotation of a GenBank genome assembly
AUGUCGCAGCAAAAGAACACUGUCACAUCUACUGUGUAUGGAAAAUGUAUUGGAUGUCAUGCCAAUGCGAAACUAAACGUUUGUAGCAUCUGCCAUAAUCUGAAAUGUAUCUACUGCAUCGGAAUGCACCAACAAAUAGACACGCUUCUUCAAAUAAAAGCUAAAUGGGAAGCAAAAGAUCAACUUUCGAAACAGCAAACAUCUUUGAAGUGUAAAGAAAUUGAGGAAAGUACCGAGAAAACGACAACAUCAUCUGAACUGCUCACGACUACGUAUCAUACAUAUGGACAGCAACUAGAACAAUCACAAGCAAAUAAUCAACAACAUGUGGAUGAUCUGAAAGAGAUGUUGAAUGAACCGGAAAAGAUUAGUACGACUAAUGUUGAAGAUUGUACACGAAUUGACGAAGCAAUCGAUCGAGUCGAAAAGAGUUCGAAGAAGGAGCUGUGCACUGAACCCAAUACGACAAGUUCAACUUUGGGAUCACUGAAUGAUGGUACAUAUAGUGCUUCAAUGCUAGACCAGGCUGAUAUUCCAGCACAGCACAUUAAUAUGGAUCAUCAUCAUCACUUAUCAGCUGAGUCAUUGCUUGAAUCAAACGCAACUGACACUAUUGAAACUGAAAACGAUAGUGUAGAUAAUUUGGAAUCGAACGUGGUGGUGGUGGCAAUGGACCAAAAGCAGCAGCUCUCGAAAAGUCAGAAACGUCGACUUAAUCAGAAGAAGCGAAAGGCUAGUAAUGCUAACAAGUUAUCGACAGUUCCAGAAGCAUCAACAGAUACUUCUACAACACAGUUAAAUACAUAUAUUAAACCAGUGACGAAUACAACUGCGACGUUGUAUUUCAGCAACUUGACAAAAAGCUCAACAAGAUCUCUAAGAGUAUUUCGUGGGCAAAAAACAGCUUCUAACAAUGAAUACCUGCUCGUGUGUCCCAAGGAUGAAUUGUGGUUGCUUGACACGCAAGGAAAUCAAUGUUUGGCUAUUCCACGUCGAUUUGACGUUUACGAUAUGUGCUGGUCUACCUAUUUGAACAAGUUUCUCGUAUUGAGUAGUAAAGGGCUCUAUUCAUUUGAUCACACAGGUCAGAAUCCUUUGACAAUGGAAGUGUCGGCAUUUGCGAACACAAUGGAUGAAUGCACAUGUCAUGAAAACAUAUUCAUGGUCAUUAGCGACGCGGUCGCAGGAGCUGAUCUACAAGUAUGGAAUAUGGAGGGGAAAUGGAAAAUGACUCGACGUUAUUCACGGCCGAAAACCUGCAGAUUGGGUGAAGCAAUCAAUAGCAUACGUUUUAGCAGUAGUGGAACGUAUUUGGGAGUGACAUUGACAGCACCUUUCAUCGGAAAAGCAUUUUUUCAACUACGUAAUCCAAAAGAUUUAACUGUUUUAGAAAUUGUGGAACGCCCAUUUUAUGAGGGCUAUUGCAAUCAUUAUAUGUUGGCUCUUCCAAAUGAUGAAUUUCUAGGUUACAAAUAUUCGGAGAGAGAAAUCUUCGUCUACCAUGCGAACGGACAUCAGAAAGACGUAGUACGAUAUAGCAAAAGCAUAUGUUCAAUAUCGUUCAUGAUGAAUGGUAACAUCUGUCGUCUGGCUAUCCAAACACAUCAACCCGACGAACUUCAUUUUCAUGAUUUAUAA